CAAAGAAGUUCUAUGAGCUGUAUAGGGUUUAUUUCUCACCCAGGGAUCAAAUGGAGAACUUAAUGGUUUAGGAACCGAUGCUCUCUUCACUUACGUCAAGUUACUUUGCAUUUAAAAUCCAAACACUCUGGAAUUCAAUUUUGAACCGACGCUCCGGCGUUCCCGGAGAAGCAGGAUGUAGGAAUUUAGGGACCCAGGCCGCUAGGAAACCUUCAAUACAAUGACUACAUUUCCCAAGAGGCCAUUCGGGCUAGCGUCUCCUUUGUUGUUUGUUUUCUAUGCCACGGGGGUGUUGGGAAAUGUAGUCCUGAGAGCUCUCGCGCACGCGACGGGCGGGGGGGGGGCGGGCAGGAGAAAGGGUUGUGCAAAACUUAAGACUUGGAGUGGGACUUGGGUUUCUGGAAGCUCUGGUCACUUCCCUUCUCCGUUCGGAUCCACCGCGUGUCACGGGAAAUCUAUUUCCCGUGCUUCCGUGGGGAGACUGAAGUUAGCCAGGGUUUAACCUGGGGGCUUCCGGGGAAGCCCCGCGGGGGUGGGUUAUCUUGGAGCAUCCCUCGUGGCCCCCCGGGCUGGGUCGGGGGCGGGAUGAUGUAGAAAGGAGGGGUCAGCCCGAGAGCUUUUGCCCUCCGCGCCCCACCCAGGAAGCGUCUGUGAAUGACUUCAAAGUUUCCCUUUUUUCGCUUUCUCAUCAGUGUAAUCCCCAGCGAAGUAAGCACCGGAGAAGUUUGAGUGAAUCGCGUAACUUGCGGACUUUCCCUCCCGGUCCUCACCCCUUGUGAUUUCCCGUCACAUCCUUUACUCCGGCCGGCCAUGGGCAGCCGAGACUACCUGUUCAAGGUGCUGGUGGUGGGGGACGCCGCCGUGGGCAAGACGUCUCUGGUGCAGAGGUAUUCCCAGGACAGCUUCAGCAAACACUACAAGUCCACCGUGGGAGUGGACUUUGCUCUGAAGGUUGUCCAGUGGUCUGAUUCAGAAAUGGUGCGACUCCAGCUAUGGGAUAUUGCAGGCCAGGAGCGGUUCACCUCCAUGACUCGUCUGUAUUAUCGGGAUGCCUCAGCCUGUGUCAUCAUGUUUGAUGUCACCAAUGCCACCACCUUUAGCAACAGCCAGAGGUGGAAGCAAGACUUGGAUUGUAAGCUCACCCUGCCCAGUGGGGAGCCCGUGCCCUGCCUGUUAUUAGCCAACAAGAGUGACCUAUCCCCGUGGGCAGUCACUAGGGACCAGAUUGACCGGUUCAGCAAAGAGAACGGUUUCACUGGCUGGACUGAAACGUCAGUCAAAGAGAACAAAAACGUUAAUGAAGCUAUGAGAGUUCUUAUUGAACAGAUGAUGGCCAAUACCAGGGAAGGCAGCACAUCUCUGUCCACGCAAGGUGACUACAUCAACCUGCAAACGGUCUCCACGCCUGGCUGGACCUGCUGUUAAUGGUGUGCAGCUUUUUCCUUAUCAUGGACCAGGAAGGUCAGACCGCGUCUUGGUUUUCCUUCCCGACCCACCCAGCUGCCUAAUUAAGAACUUGUGAUGGAUCUUCUACCAAAAAACCCCAGCCUUGUUCCGUUAGAGCACUUUCUUCUGGCCAUUGGGGGGUCUCUCAUUCCUCAGACAACACCUGUAAGUCCCUGUGUAUAUUUUUGCUGUUGGAUAUCUGCUCUGAGUCACUCCCGUGGCACGGGCUGUGUGGCCCAUAGGGCCCUCUGCUCCUUCUUCUAAGACUUGGCUGGAAUAUUAUUGGAGUAAGUAUAGAUGGAAGACAGUGCACUUUUUCAUUCUAACCCCAACUGUUCUCCAAACUAUCAUUCCAUGAUGGCAAUCCUGACUUCAGAUCAAGAGAACAAAGAUCAAGAUACUCUCCUGCCGAACUCCUUUGUGCAUAAUUACUUUUGUUGUUCUCUCUGUGUCCUGGACUUUGGAUUUGAGUGUCUAACUCUUUUCUGACUAUCUGCAGACUUGGAAUAACUGUAGGAACCUUAUGUUGCAUUUGUGCUUUUGAAAAGACUCUGAAAUCAUGAUGAGCUUUCUCUCUCCCUCUCCGUAAUAGUGGUGGAGCUUUCAGUCCAGCUGUGAGGAGAGUAUCUCUCUUUCUAAGUAUGGACAGGGAGGAAAUGACUAGGAAAUCUUUCUGAAGUCUUUUUACUCAUGAUACAAGAAUACAGUUGUAUAAACUGACUAGUUAAUUGGGGACCUGAGGCUCAUUCAACUCAACAAAAGACACUAGCUGACUAGGAUGUGUGCCUCUUAGAUAGAAAGGGGACUUGGAAGUCCCCUGAAUCUGAGAGAAGAGUGAACAGAGGGAAGGUGAGAAGUGAGCAAGACUGGAUUCUGAGGGGCUGCUUAGCUCUUGGUCUAAGGUUUAUAGCUAGAGAAAGGUUGUGUGGUCCUGGGAAUAAGGAGGUUUAUUACAUAUGUAACAUUAAGCACAAAAAUCCCAUGAUUUUUUCAGGUCACAGUUCACCUCUGGAUGUUUGGAUUUUUCUGUAGAAUUGAAGUUUAUGGGAGUGCUCUUUGGUGUCAGCUAUCACUCAGGGCUAAAGCUGAGAAAUAGGUCACAGAGGUGAAAGUUCUGAACACAAAGACCAGAUACCAAGACAGAAAGGAAGCCAAAACUUUUCCAAGAGAAAUUUAAUCCAACUUUUAUAAAAUACCUAGAGGCUUUUAAAGAUUCUUUUGGUAUUCAAUAAAUUUUGUUGAAAGUUGUGAGGAUUCCUUUUGUAAUAUUAUUCAAACAAAGUUUUUGACUGUGGUAUUUUCAAGUAAACAUCAUGUAAAAGUUGCUUUUUGUGAAGGAGAAAUUGAUUUUAAUCCACUCCAUUGUCCUGAAAAAUUAUCAAAUUGGAAAUAAAAGUCUUGUAUGCUCA
Messenger RNA from Antechinus flavipes (yellow-footed antechinus), 2855 nucleotides. It is a transcript of the gene RAB29, whose product is annotated as RAB29, member RAS oncogene family. Gene Ontology annotation, cellular component: Golgi apparatus; trans-Golgi network; vesicle. The transcript has 5 exons. Gene Ontology annotation, biological process: vesicle-mediated transport. NCBI's taxonomy places the organism in Eukaryota, Metazoa, Chordata, Mammalia, Dasyuromorphia, Dasyuridae. Gene Ontology annotation, molecular function: GTPase activity; GTP binding. The record is from RefSeq and is a predicted model, not a curated record. Bases 811 to 1425 code for a protein of 204 amino acids.